Sardina pilchardus (European sardine) is the source of this 2364-nucleotide messenger RNA. RefSeq names its product fatty acyl-CoA hydrolase precursor, medium chain-like. The record is from RefSeq and is a predicted model, not a curated record. The transcript has 13 exons. Gene Ontology annotation, molecular function: hydrolase activity. Lineage: Eukaryota; Metazoa; Chordata; Actinopteri; Clupeiformes; Clupeidae. Bases 483 to 1886 code for a protein of 467 amino acids.
UAUGUCCGUGUUCAUGUAGCUUUGCCACUUAAUAGAAAUCGACGGACAAUGCGGUAGGCCUAUCUACUGUCUAGCUUUCUAAUAUCUGUGGGUGAAAAUAUGUAAAACAGCGAUGGAUAGACCUACUUAAAAAUGCAGACUCCGAACUAAACUGUAAACAAAUGACUUAUUGUCCAUAUUUUUCUGUGGACUAGGCUAUGUGUGUAUUUGUUUUACAUGUUGGUUGGUGCAACGGGAUUUUUGUUUUUUUUGUUUUAAUGUAUGACAUAUAGGCUACCUACAAGCUAAAAAAAGGACCACUGAUCCACACCAAGCUGGGAGCCCUCAGAGGCGAGUACUUGCGAGUGAGGGGAAAGACGACUGUGGUUCACUCCUACCUGGGCGUGCCCUUUGCUAACCCACCUGUGGGACCCCUCAGGCUGGCCCCACCCCAACCUGUGCAGGGAUGGGAGGGAGUCAGGGAUGCCACCAAGCAACCACCUAUGUGUAUGCAAAACCGCCAGAUGACUGUAAAUGUGUCAGAAAUGGUUAACAUGAUCAUGGAGAUUCCCGAGGUGUCUGAGGACUGUCUCUAUCUCAAUGUUUACACUCCUGCCAAACCCUCUGAAGAUGCCAAGUUACCGGUCAUGGUGUGGAUCCAUGGUGGAGCGCUAGUCAUGGGCUCCGCCUCCUUUUAUGAUGGAUCUGUUCUGGCAGCCUAUCAGAACGUGGUGGUGGUGCUGAUCCAGUACAGGCUGGGAUUGCUAGGCUUCUUCAGCACUGGGGAUGAUGGUGCCCCUGGAAACAUGGGUCUCUUGGACCAAGUGGCUGCACUGCAGUGGGUUCAGGAGAACAUCCAGAGUUUUGGAGGGGACCCCUCAUCUGUCACCUUAUUUGGAGAGUCUGCAGGAGGGGCGAGUGUGUCACUGCAGGUUAUUUCACCCUUGAGCUCUGGUCUGUUCCAUCGAGGCAUUGCUGAAAGUGGCAGUGCAACCAUGGAGCCCCUCAUCACCUCACAGCCUUUGGACAUGGCCAUGAUGGUGGCCAACGCAUCAAACUGUGCUAGCACCAAGCCACACGACAUUGUGGACUGUGUCAUGCAGAUGUCAACUGAGGACAUUUUGAACAUAGCUGGGAAUGAAGCAAUGGUAUUUUUCCCGACAGCUGAUGGACAGUUUUUACCCAAACCUGUGGAGGACCUUUUGAAAUCUCACAAUUUAGUACCAUUAAUUAAUGGCAUAACCAGUGAUGAAUGUGGAUGGCUAAUGCCCUCGUCCAUGGCACCACCUGGCUGGAUAGAUGGGAUGGACCUAGAGACUGCCAAACAGACCAUCACCCCCUUCCUACUUUUUUAUGGUAUGGACAGCGAGGUCAUUGACUUGAUUUUAGAAGAGUAUCUGGGGAAUGGAGAGGAUGUGUUGAAAAACAGGGAUGCGUUUACAGAGCUCAUGGCGGAUUUAAUCUUCAAUAUACCUGCCAUCAAGCUAUCGAAGGCUCACAGAGAUUCUGGUGCGCCUAUUUACAUGUACGAGUUCCAGCAUCCUCCGAGCUUCCUCUCGAGCAAGCGCCCAAGCUUUGUCAAAGUGGACCACGGAGACGAACUUGCCUUUGUCUUUGGAGGUUGCUUCAUGAAGGCCCAUGUCAAGAUAAAUGGUUCCUUCACUGAGGAGGAAGACGAGUUUUGUAGGACAGUGAUGUCAUACUGGGGCAACUUUGCUCGCACUGGAUCUCCCAAUGGCCCUGGGUUGACCCACUGGCCGAUGUACGGUGCUGGGGAAGAGUACUUGGGGAUCGGGCUGAAGCAGCAGGUGGGAAGCCACCUGAGGGCCAAGCGCUUUACCUUCCUGACGGAGACUCUUCCCAACAAGAUCCAGGAGAAGAAGCAGCAGCAAAGUGACGAGCUGUAGAAGGCUGAACCUCAGAUCCCCUCACUCCUCAAAUGAGAACAAAACUCCCAUUAGAGUCUUCACUGCGUGGAAUGAUUUCAUUAGAACUAGACAGACUAUUUUAAAGGACACAGGAAUUUAUAUGGAAACAAAAUAUGAAACCAAUCUCUUGUGCUGAUCGAUGGAGGGAUGGAAUGAAAAUUGUAAUUCUUGAAUCAGAGUUCUAUCACGGCCAGGUUUGUGUUCUCUGGUGCGUCUACAUGUGAGGCAAUCUGAGUGAGGACAGUAUCAUAGAGGCCUUAACCAGCCCUAGAAAGAGCUGCAUGAGUGAACGGUUAUUUGAUUGAUACAUUGAUCAUGUAUUUUUCACUUUUAUGAGAUUUAUUUUAUUUUAUUUCACUUUAAUUUAUUUACUAACAUAUUUUAUAUUACAGAAGACAGAAGAUUUCAGUUAAGUGUGUGAUGGUUCAGGGCUUAGUCGGGGGGGGGGGGGGGGGGG